Messenger RNA from Macrobrachium nipponense, 1653 nucleotides. Its product is annotated as protein jagged-1-like. The record is from RefSeq and is a predicted model, not a curated record. NCBI's taxonomy places the organism in Eukaryota, Metazoa, Arthropoda, Malacostraca, Decapoda, Palaemonidae. The transcript is spliced from 7 exons. The coding region runs from base 122 to 901 and encodes 259 amino acids. Gene Ontology annotation, biological process: anatomical structure development. Gene Ontology annotation, cellular component: extracellular region; cell surface. Gene Ontology annotation, molecular function: signaling receptor binding.
AGUCCUCAUCAGCCUGUUGGUGAAGUCCUGUGAGCACCGACAUGAUAUACCAGACCACCACCAGUUCGGACGAGGACCUCUCGUUGUACAGAAGCUCGGGGUGAUCGUUGUUGCCAACGAGAUGAAGGAGUUACGAGGAAUUAUUCUCUUAGCAUUGUUCAUAUUCGUCGGGAAGUCGGCUGGCUUGGCGCGCCGGUAUAACACCCACCAACUUCGCCAGUUCAACGCAGGAGGAGAUGUGUAUUACGUUCCGGUAGGCGAGGGUGACAAGGGCAACGUCAACUUAGGUCUAGUAUGUAAAUAUCCUAAUGUUGGCUACACGGAGAACGCCGAAUUCACCUGUACACACAGCGGGUGUCGGCUUCAGUGUGAUCGAGGGUACACAAUGGACACUGGUCGGAGGCUGUACAUCAACUGCGACUCCAGCACAGGUAUCCUAACUUUAGACGGUCAGCCAUGGGAUGAAAAUCUUCCUCCGUGCUUGCCUCGGUGUAACAAAGGCUGCGACGAGGGCUGGACUUGCGUGGCCCCGAAUAAGUGCGAGAAAGAUGCCGUUAAGGAAACUCCGACCAACGUCCUCGACUACGACUUCGGCUUCGGUUGCGACGCGCCCUGCCAGAACGGAGGAACCUGCAUCGACUUCAUAGGGGAGUGUAACUGCCCCGAAGGAUACACCGGAGAAGUGUGCCAGACCCAUAUAUGUACUGCUCCCGCUGAAGCACCAGACCACGCCACCAUUAGUGCUACUAAUACCCUGACGAGGAUGAAGAUAGAAUGUGAAACAGGCUUCAAAAUGAAGAGUGGUGCAACCACCCAAGGGUUCAAGUGCCACCACGGAAUCUGGAUAUCCGAGGACAAGCAACAGAGUUAUGACGCUGACGACCUUGGCUGUUCUGCUUGAUGAUAUGACGAAGCAGACAUCCAUUGCUAGAGAAUGUUACGCAGACUCCCAGACAUUCAAGUUCAACUUGAUGCAUAAACAAGAAUGCACGGAAAGCAUAUAAGCCUAGAAGCCUAUAUAGUUCCCUUCCUGUUCAAUAUAGUACUUCACGUGUUUCUGUAUGAUUAUGAUACUGCAAGGUCUUCUGGUGUAAUUUAUAAUCAAUGAUGAAUUAUGGAAAUGCAGUCAAGAAACAUUUAAUUUAAGCUGCUGUCCUUGUUCUAGUCAUAAGUAUUUUUUCAAUAAUUUUGAAGUAACCUUGCAUGUUCUUUAGGAAUGAAGUUUUGAAGUAAUUAAUUUUUUUUAAAUAUCUUUGUUGUUUCCUGGCUACUUAACUCUUUAUUUGUCCAUAGGCCUAUCUGUAUUUAUGCUUUAGAUGGAAUAUUUGUGUAAGAAAUCUUAAAUAUUUCCUAUUUUGUUAUUUUUUUCAUUCUUUAUUGCUAUGUACAUCUAAGCACAAUCAUCACUUUGAAUUCUUGCUUUAAAAGGUAGCCAGUGAUUCAUUAUUAUCUCUGUUAAUAUGUUGAUUAAAGCUCUAACUUAUUCCUUUGAUAUGAUUGGCCAUUGCAGAGGUUUUUGCAAACGGCAUAUAGCCUGUUAUGUAAAAGUGUUUUAAUCUACCUUUUCAUAUGCAUAGUUAUAAAGGCUACCUCCUUUAGAUGAUAUAUCAUUGUUCCACUUAAACUGCAUUUAAUAAAAGAUUGAUAUAUUUA